Messenger RNA from Tuber melanosporum (Perigord truffle), 1979 nucleotides. RefSeq lists its product as uncharacterized. The coding region runs from base 198 to 1865 and encodes 555 amino acids. Gene Ontology annotation, biological process: protein folding. Gene Ontology annotation, cellular component: chaperonin-containing T-complex. Lineage: Eukaryota; Fungi; Ascomycota; Pezizomycetes; Pezizales; Tuberaceae. The record is from RefSeq and is a predicted model, not a curated record. Gene Ontology annotation, molecular function: ATP binding; ATP hydrolysis activity; ATP-dependent protein folding chaperone. The transcript has 8 exons.
CCCCAUUAUCCAAGCGACAGAUCCCGCGAUCAUACCAUCAUUAGUGGGUUGGCUACCACAAUUCCCCCGCAAUCAUAUGCUUGGUGUAUAGUUUCGCUUACCUCGAACCACCUCUCAGGCUAGAAAGCCAUCCAUUUCCCCCUCGUCAGCAACCCCACCAUCAGUAAUCUAGUACACUAAGCAAACAACUCCACAUCAUGGCAUUUGCGGGGCAGACACCCACAAUCAUUGUGCUCAAGGAGGGAACCGACGCAUCACAGGGUCGUGGUCAAAUAAUUUCCAACAUCAACGCGUGUCUGGCUGUCCAGAGCACCAUCAAGAGUACUUUAGGCCCCUAUGGCGGUGAUCUCCUAUUAGUUGAUGCCAAUGGUAGGCAGACCAUUACAAAUGAUGGAGCUACCGUGAUGAAGCUAUUGGACAUCGUACACCCCGCUGCGAGGAUAUUGACAGAUAUCGCAAGAUCGCAGGAUGCUGAGGUUGGAGAUGGAACUACCUCCGUGGUGGUAUUAGCUGGCGAAAUACUCAAAGAGAGCAAAACCUUUAUCGAAGAAGGUGUCAGCUCUCAGAUUAUUAUCAAGGGUUUCAGGACUGCUGCUAGGCUGGCGGAGAAUAAGAUCAAGGAGAUUGCAGUACGGAUUGAGAAGGGUGACCGGCGCGAUACUUUGUUGAAACUGGCUACAACAGCCAUGUCUUCGAAGUUGAUCAAAUCUAAUUCGAGCUUCUUCUCGAAGAUGUGCGUUGAUGCGGUUAUGUCAUUGGACCAGGAAUUACUGAGUGAGAAGCUUAUUGGUAUCAAGAAGGUUCCCGGUGGCGGUUUGCAAGACUCACUGUUCGUCAAUGGUGUCGCAUUUAAGAAGACUUUCUCUUACGCCGGUUUUGAACAACAACCUAAAUCUUUCAAGAACCCAAAGAUUGUAUGCUUAAAUGUUGAGUUGGAGCUGAAGAGCGAGAAGGACAACGCCGAAGUCCGAGUAGAGCAGGUUUCGGAAUAUCAGGCAGUAGUAGAUGCGGAAUGGCAAAUAAUUUUUCAGAAGAUGGAGGCUUUGGCCAAUACAGGAGCUAAAAUUGUUCUCUCGAAACUGCCUAUAGGUGAUCUUGCAACACAGUACUUUGCGGAUAGAGAUAUCUUCUGUGCUGGGCGAGUUGCCUCUGAAGAUAUGGACCGUGUCAUCCAAGCUGUUGGUGGUGCUAUACAAUCCACUUGCUCGGAUAUCCGUGAGGAACAUCUGGGAAGCUGCGAGCACUUUGAGGAGCGACAGAUCGGUGGUGAGCGUUACAAUUUCUUCGAGGGCUGCCCAGAAGCAAAGACUUGCACACUUGUACUCCGUGGAGGAGCAGAGCAGUUCAUUGCAGAGGUGGAGCGUUCUCUUCACGACGCCAUCAUGAUUGUUAGGAAAGCAAUCAAGAACGAUUACAUCGUCGCCGGAGGUGGUGCUAUUGAGAUGGAGCUCUCAAAAUACCUCCGCGAGUACUCGCGCACUAUCGCUGGUAAACAGCAAUUGAUCAUUGGCGCUUUUGCAAAGGCUCUUGAGAUCAUUCCGAGACAGCUAUGCGACAAUGCUGGCUUUGAUGCUACGGAUAUCCUCAACAAGCUUCGGAUGCGUCAUGGAAAAGGCGAGACUUGGGCUGGUGUGGACAUUGUUAACGAGGGCAUUGCCAACAACCUGGAAAGGUUUGUCUGGGAGCCUACUGCGGUUAAAGUCAAUGCUAUACAGGCAGCGACCGAGGCUGCAUGCUUAAUUUUAUCAGUCGACGAGACUGUCAAGAACCAGGAAUCAGAGCAACCCCAAUCUGGACCUCCGAUGCCUCGUGGAGCAGCUCAGCGAGCUUUAAGAGGAAGGGGAAGAGGGAUGCCCCGACGGUAGAGGGUAAAUGGGUUAUUCCAAAGGCAGUAGUGAUGAGCGACAUGCACCUACACGGAUAUUGAAAAUUGGAUGUGUUCAUAGAUAAAAGCAAACCAUUACUUCACGAUCAAAAGG